CCUUGUUCAGAUCAAUGGCUUUUUCUCUCCCCUCUUCGUGACAUCGAGCGUCUAUUUGAAACCCUAAUUCAAGAAUUGUAAAUUCAAUCUCUUUUGUUUAGAAGCCCUAAUUUUUGAAAUUCAUCGACGAAUUAUUGUUCUUUUUGUGAUUGGUUGAUUAAUCGGAUGGGCAGUGGCAGUGACUCGGCAACCGCACUCGCUCCUGGGUUCCGAUUCCAUCCAACCGAUGAGGAACUCGUUCGAUACUACCUGAAGCGCAAGGUCUGCAACAAACCCUUCCGCUCGAACCCAAUCUCCGUCACCGACGUCUAUGGAUACGAGCCCUGGGACCUUCCAAGUAGAUCGAAGCUGAAGAGCAGGGAUUUGGAGUGGUAUUUCUUUAGUGCGUUGGACAAGAAGUAUGUGAACGGUUCGAAGACGAACCGUGCAACGGAGAAAGGCUACUGGAAGACUACAGGUAAGGACCGACCUGUUCGCCGGAAUACCCGGACUGUCGGUAUGAAGAAAACUCUCGUGUACCAUCUCGGCCGAGCUCCCCAUGGUGAGCGCUCCAAUUGGGUCAUGCACGAGUAUCGCCUUACUGAUGAAGAUCUGGAAAAAGCGGGGAUAGCCCAGGAUGCAUAUGUUUUGUGUAGAAUAUUUCAGAAGAGUGGUUCGGGUCCGAAGAAUGGGGAGCAAUACGGAGCUCCUUUUAUUGAGGAGGAAUGGGACAAUGAUGAGGUGGUGACCUUACCUGCUGAGAAAGCCGUGGCAGCUGUUGAUGAGGUUGAUUUUGGCUAUGGUCCCCCCGUUGAGGCUGAUAAUCUGGAACAGAAUGAAAAUGGUGUAUAUUUUGAGGAGCCUUCUUGCCCACCGGACUUCUCUUAUGAAGAUACAAGUAAUGAUAUUGACCUUUUGAGGGGAUUCAGUGAAGAUGAUCAGAAGCCCAUGAUAGGCAAUCGUGAAUUGCAGUAUGGUCAAUUGCCCGGCACUGACAAUAACUUACCACCUGAGGAAUUUGAGAUAGAUGCAAAACCAGUCAAAGACGAAUAUUUUGCUGUGGAAGCGAGUAAUGAUGGGUAUCUUAAUGAUGUCAAUUACUUGGUUUCUGAACCGUACAUAGAUGCUAUCGAUCAUCCUUCGCAUGGUGAUGGAUUCUACCUGGAAGCUAAUGAGGCAGAAGCUGGAGGUUUUGAAAUGGUUGAUGAGUUCCUCAACUUUUUCGAUACCGAAAAUGAAAAUUUGCCUUUUGAUCCUCCAGAAUGUCUGGAAAAUGAGAACAAUCAUUAUGACCAGGUUUCUCAAAGUGUAAAGGAUGUCUGCAGAGCCGGUGAGGACACACCCAUGCUGGUGCACCGAGAUCAAUUUGCUACACUUGGAAAUGCUGAUGCUUCUUCCUCGAAACAGAAGCAUGAAGAUGCUAAACCAUUUAAGCCGGAAGUGGACUAUCCAUUUAUUCAAAAGGCCAGUCACUUAUUGGGAGGCAUUUCUCCUCCUGCAUUUGCUUCCGAGUUGCCUAUGAAGGAUGCAUCUCUCUACCGAAAUUCAGCUUCAUCAUCUUCCAGUUCAGUUAGGGUUACUGCUGGUAUAAUCAGAAUAGAGAAUAUGAGUUUGUCAUCUGGAAAGAAUGGAGACCUCAGCAUCGUCUUUUCUAUUUGCAUUUCGGAAGGAAAUAUUAGUCCUCCCAGUUUGUUGCCAAUGGGUAGCUCAUUGUCAGGAAAGACAGGAUCUGCAACAACGUGGAGCUGGUUCUUCUUGAUGUUCUUCUGGGUUCUGCUUCUUGCAGUGAGUUUUAAAAUUGCAACCCAUAUUUGUGCCAAUUGAUACUUUAUGAUUAAUGUGGUGAUUAGUUGCCCAAUUCAUAUUUUAUGAGGUCUGCUACUUGGUUGAAUGCACAAUAGGUUGACUAGGGCAACAAGUUGCUCAAGAUUCUUUCUUUUUUAUCUCAUUGUCAGCGUUCUUAAUGCUGACUUCCUCACUAGUCCUAGUCCUUGAUGUUGUAUACCUAACUUUUUAUUUGUUCUUACAGUAAUAGUAGGUGUUGACAUUAUUUGCUCAAUAA
Molecule: messenger RNA, 2041 nt
Organism: Tripterygium wilfordii
Lineage: Eukaryota; Viridiplantae; Streptophyta; Magnoliopsida; Celastrales; Celastraceae
Product: NAC domain-containing protein 53-like
Exons: 6
Coding region: 166-1803 (545 amino acids)
Biological process (GO): regulation of DNA-templated transcription
Molecular function (GO): DNA binding
Source: RefSeq, a predicted model, not a curated record